This is a messenger RNA of Theobroma umbraticum, 1360 nucleotides long. Its product is annotated as GroES-like zinc-binding alcohol dehydrogenase family protein. The record is from RefSeq and is a predicted model, not a curated record. Lineage: Eukaryota; Viridiplantae; Streptophyta; Magnoliopsida; Malvales; Malvaceae. Gene Ontology annotation, molecular function: quinone reductase (NADPH) activity; NADPH binding; mRNA 3'-UTR AU-rich region binding. Gene Ontology annotation, cellular component: cytosol.
UGUAGGCGUACAAGUCAGAAAAGUAAAGUAAAAAUGGGCCUGUUAAAACUUGGGUUCCAGAACCAACGCUUGCAUCUGCUCCACUUUGUUCCAGAGUCUUUCAGUGUCUCAACAUCAAAAUUUUGGGUGCAGAAGUUGACCGACAAUAAGAGUGUUAAGCACUCAGCUUUAUCUUCAACUCUCAGGAGCAAACUGAUAAUAGCCAAGGCACUGAGUACAGAAGCAGAGGCAGUAUCACAACCGAAAAAAAUGGUCAAAGCUAUCAGGGUUCAUGAAUUUGGCGGACCUGAGGUCCUUAAAUGGGAGGAUGUGGAACUUGGGAAACCCAAAGAGGGUGAGAUUCGCAUUAAGAACAAGGCCAUUGGACUUAAUUUCAUCGAUAUCUAUUUCCGCAAAGGAGUUUAUAAGGCUGCUACCAUGCCCUUCACGCCAGGUAUGGAGGCUGUUGGAGAGGUGACAGCUGUAGGACCUGGACUAACCGGCAGGAAAGUUGGAGAUGUUGUAGCUUAUGCUGGUAAUCCUAUGGGUUCAUAUGCUGAGGAGCAAAUUCUUCCAGCAGACAGGGUUGUGCCAGUUCCUCCUUCUGUUGACCCUGUUAUCGCCGCAUCCGUCGUGCUGAAGGGUAUGACUGCCCAGUUUCUAGUACGUCGUUGCUUCAAGGUUGAACCUGGACACACAGUUCUUGUUCAUGCUGCAGCUGGUGGAGUUGGAUCUUUAUUAUGCCAGUGGGCAAAUGCCCUUGGUGCCACUGUCAUCGGAACUGUCUCAACCAAAGAGAAGGCAGCUCAAGCAAAGGAAGAUGGAUGUCACCAUGUCAUAAUAUAUAAGGAAGAGGAUUUUGUUGCCUGUGUCAAUGAGAUAACUUCUGGCAAAGGGGUUGAAGUUGUCUAUGAUUCUGUAGGGAAAGAUACCUUUCAGGGCUCCUUGGCAUGUUUAAAGCCUCGUGGGUAUAUGGUGAGUUUUGGGCAGUCUUCUGGUUCACCAGAUCCAGUUCCAUUGUCUGCACUUGCUGCAAAAUCUUUGUUCUUGACUAGGCCUACCAUGAUGCAAUACACACUAACUCGGGAUGAGUUGCUCGAAACUGCUGGGGAGGUGUUUGCUAAUGUUGCAUCUGGCAUCCUGCGGGUUCGUGUGAAUCACAAGUACCCUUUGUCUCAAGCAGCACAGGCUCAUGCAGACCUUGAGAAUCGUAGAACAUCUGGGUCAGUUGUGCUGAUUCCGUGAGGCAUCAGAAGAAACCUCUUUGCCGUACUCUGACUUUUCUUUGAACUCAGUUUGCAUGAAAACCAAGUUAUGUUGUCACAGGUGGGAUUAUGUGAGAACUUCAACACUAUAUAUGUUAAAAGUAUAUGUUGAAACA